Molecule: messenger RNA, 450 nt
Organism: Sphenostylis stenocarpa
Lineage: Eukaryota; Viridiplantae; Streptophyta; Magnoliopsida; Fabales; Fabaceae
Source: the annotation of a GenBank genome assembly
AUGGACGCAAAGGAAGAAGCAGAAAAUAGGGAAGACAGGAAGGGAAUAGGAAUGAUGGAGGAAUGGCCAACUCGGUGUGAUUCGGUGGAGAUAGAGGUGGCCGUUAAAGCAGUUAUGUUUUUCCUCUGUCCUAGUAAACAAGCUUACAAUGUUUUGAGUCAAGAAGAUAAUACUACUAUUAAAGAUCAAAAGAACAAUGAUUCCAAAGAUAUUCACCUCACACCUCGGAAUGACAAAAUCCCUUAUCCCAAUAGUCUCUCCUUGCCUAUACCACAUAAUUAUUUCAAGAACUAUGAUGAUAUUAAUACUUGCACUUCUCAUGAUGCACCUACUGAUAACAUUGAUAUACCUUUUGUUACCUUUGAUAAUACUAAUGUUGACAUACUUCCUAAUGAAAAUGAUAGUGUUGUUCUUAGACGAUCUAUAUGUCCCAGGAAAAACCCUACCUAA